Molecule: messenger RNA, 186 nt
Organism: Saxophila tyrrhenica
Lineage: Eukaryota; Fungi; Ascomycota; Dothideomycetes; Mycosphaerellales; Extremaceae
Product: Cytoplasmic glyoxalase II
Exons: 2
Coding region: 1-186 (61 amino acids)
Source: RefSeq, a predicted model, not a curated record
AUGCACAUCCAAAGUAUCCCCAUGUGGGAGGGCAGCGGGAAUAACUACGCAUAUCUUGUGACGGAUGAGAAGUCCAAGGAUGCUGUGAUUAUUGAUCCGGCGAAUCCAUCAGAAGUUCUACCAUCGCUCAAGAAAGCUGUCGAUGGUGGCUCGAAGAUCACGAACAUCAUCAAUACCCACCAGUAA